This is a messenger RNA of Oldenlandia corymbosa var. corymbosa, 2463 nucleotides long. The record is from the annotation of a GenBank genome assembly. Lineage: Eukaryota; Viridiplantae; Streptophyta; Magnoliopsida; Gentianales; Rubiaceae.
AUGCCGGGCAUGGCAUCGGAUUCCGGUGACGGAAACACUUCCUUGGUCCAAUAUUCGCCGAAUCCUCAACCCAUAACCUACCCUCUGCAUCACGGCCUUAAACCCCCAAUUUCUCGGCUGUCGAUUUCAUGGGCACGUGGCAACACCCUUCGAGUCACAGUUCUCCGUCCGCCUCAGCCUUCUGCCGUUCCUGAGGAAGAAUCUGGAGGUAGUGUGGUUGAGGUGAAGAUAGGGGACGACGGUGACGGAGAAAUUGACGAUGCUCAGUGGCGCAGGAUUGCUUAUGGUUCCGUUACUCCUUUUGCUCUUCUUCAGAGCCGGAAGAACUCGGCGUCAACUUUGUCAAAAAUGUCAGCUUUUGAUAACUCAAUGUGGUCGCAACACAUUAUGGAGUACAGUGCGGAGAUAAAGUCUCUCCUUGGUGCUCCUAAGUUGUCUUAUAAAUCACCUAUUGAUAACCCUAAGGAAAUUCUGGAGGAUAUCAGGAAGCCAACUUGUUUGAAAGCUGCUUGGGAGCUUAUGGACAUAUUUUAUGCUGACCAGCAAUCUCAAGCUUGGAUUCCUGAAAGGCUGAUAGAUUGGUUGGCUGAUUAUGAUUGUCUUCUGUCUGGAACUCAAUCAUCCGUGCACUCAAAACUCGUAGAUUUUCAGAAGGAACUCGUUGCUCUACAGGCUGUUGAAGAUCAUCCUAAAUAUUGGGAAGCAAUUUCAUCAGCGUUAGCAAUUGGCUGGUUAGAAGUUGUGGUGAAAUUGUUGCGCUUGCACGGGUCUUAUCACUAUGAUCAGCUUGGGAGUCGUGAAACUGAGAAUGGCCUGGUAGAAGCAGUUGCUGUUCUUCUGUCCAAGAUGCCACGUCUGCGGCCUGAACUAAAAGCAGAUAAGCUAGGUGAAUGUUACAAGAGCAAGCCUGAUUUUAUGAAGGCAUGGGAAAAGUGGCGAGCACAAAUAACUAAGCUGGAUUGCAGUUCAUUUUGGCUUCAAUGCGAGCACGAGGAGACAAGGAGUGGUCUAAAAAGUGUACUUCAAAUCCUGCUCGGGAACUCAAGUAGUCUCUCCAAUGCAACACAGCAAUGGAUUGAACUCUAUGUUGCUCACUUUUUGUACAUCAGACCCUUCAUGGCAGGUUUAGAAAGCAUGUACGAUCUGGCUCAGAAAUGCAUGCAAAUGAAACCCGUUCACGAGCAUAAAUUAAUUAGAUUGUUAAUUGGAAUACUUGGAGAGAAUCCCGAGGUCAUCAUCGCAGAGUGUUCAAGGUCAUUUGGCCCCUGGAUGAUUGCACAUGCUGCAGAGUUGUUGACUGUUGGGAACAUUCAAGCUGAAAUUCUUUUAAGUGAACCAAGAUAUAAAUUGGGUGGAAUGUGCAUUGAAGAGCUGAACCGACUCAUCUAUGCCCAAAUCCUAUCUUCUCAUGCAUUGACUUGGCAAAUUGCUCCGAUAUAUCUGUCUUCCUGUAUGAUUCAAGGCAUGGGUUUGUUGGAGACUGUAUUGUGCAAGCAAGCACUUCAAAAUAAUCAAGUGCUUCUAAAGACAAUAGAAAUUUGCCGCCUAUAUGAACUCGAUGUUGUUAGUAGGAAGAUAAUGAAGAUAGCUGGAGUACAUGACUGGAAGCAUGGAAAGAAGGGUUCAGGAGUGUUUUGGCUUCAGCAAGUUCGAGAUGAAGUUCGUUUAAGCAGGAUAGCGAAGCAGUUGUUUGAUUUUGUUGGAAAGUCGGUGUCUGAUGAGAGUUUCAAGCAAUGGGAGGGACUUAUCGAACUACUGGGAUCUGAGUCUGGGACUGCUGGGGGCCUUGAGUUUCUGAACAAGUAUAGGGAUUUUAGGCGAUCUCUGCAUCUGGUUAAUAGUGGAGUGGCUACUGAUGCUGCUCAGAAGGCUGCAGAAGCCCUUAUAUUGCUCAUGAAAAACCCUUCUACACCUCAGAGAUUUUGGCUGCCUAUUCUCUACGACGCGUUGAAACUGUUAAAUUGGCCGAAAUAUCCCUUGUUUGAUGUCUCUCAGACGAACUUGAUGUUGAACAAACUACAAGAACUGUCAAUGGUGAAGCUGCGGCCAGACUUUGUCGACGCUGAUCUGCCGCCUGAAGCCUUAAAUACUGUGAGAUUAGCUCUUGGUACUAAUCUAGGACGUGCAAUUCUUAAGGAAUAGUGUUGCAGUCCUCAACUUGUAAUAAUGUGUAUGGUGUCCGCUUCCUGUAUCUUGGCUAAUUUCAUGUUUAUUUUCCGAAUGAAGUUAACGGGUAACUUUUGAUGUGUUAUGUUCAGAUCACGUAGGCUUUAGUCUCCAAAUGCUCUCUAGGUUUUGCUCUAGGGAUAUAGAAAUUUAGAACGUGAAAUAGAAAUCAAAUUCAGAGUUGUAAGAAAAGUGGUUUCGGACAACGGGAUGUAAUGUAUAAAUUUUUCUAGAAAGUUAAGGAGUACUUUUUCAGUUGCAAUGUAGCCAUCCUUACACAAAGUUGCUCACUUUCUC